UCUAUUUCUUAUAAAAAUUAGUUUGAAACCAUAAAAUUUGACCCCGUCUCAAAUCUCAAUUCCAAUGGAAGCUCCGAGGGCCCAGAUUGAGAAUAAUCUCGGGAAAUGAAAUGCAAAUUUUCCCACAGGAUCUGGAUAUUCCCUGACAUUAGCCACGUUUCUCUGGCCCGCCUUGAAACCGACCGCGUGCUUUGCUCGUAAUACCUUUCAUUCAGCAGCUCACCAUUAUUUCGGUACAAAUCGGAUAUCAACGAAAUGAACGAUUUCAAGCGCUAAGACAUCGUAGAAUCAACUAGCUGGAAUAAAAUUAAUUACGUAGCGACUCGGUAUUUGUAAAUUGUGAACCAAUUUUCAUGACCGAUAGCUCAUGUUUAUAGUUUAUCUCCAUUCACCUUUAUAUUUAAAGAUUUGGGUAGUCUGGUUUCAGCUGCUUUCGCUCAUUAAUACAAGUUCUUUACUGACGAUUGGUUCAGUAUCCAUUGUGCUUUAAUUUCUCAUUUCGGCAUCCCCGAGUCCCUUGUCAAGUUGUAUGUAAAAAAUGUCCAAGCAAAGAAACUAUCGAAUAUAAUUUUUCUACGGCGAAGACUGAUUCAAAAGAUCAGUGUUCAAGAUAAACUGAAAUAAAUAACCAUGCCACAAAACGAGUAUAUUGAACGUCAUCGGAAGCUGUAUGGGAGAAGACUCGAUUAUGAAGAACGAAAACGAAAACGAGAGGCUAGGGAGCCUCACAAGCGUUCUGAGAAGGCCCGCAGUCUACGUGGUCUCAAGGCCAAAAUAUUCAACAAAGAACGCCGGAGUGAGAAGAUACAAAUGAAGAAAAAAAUCAAGGCACAUGAGGAGAAGAAGGUACAAAAGAAAUCAGAGCCUGUUGCCGAAGGAGCUCUCCCUGUUUAUUUGCUCGAUCGAGACGUGUCCUCAAGAGCCAAGGUCCUAUCUAAUAUGAUAAAACAGAAGCGUAAAGAAAAAGCUGGGAAAUGGGAUGUUCCAAUACCAAAAGUAAGGGCCCAAUCGGACUCUGAAGUGUUCAGAGUAAUGCGAACUGGAAAGUCCAAGCGAAAAGCAUGGAAGAGAAUGGUAACAAAAGUGACGUUUGUCGGAGAGGGUUUCACUAGAAAACCACCAAAAUUUGAGAGGUUCAUCAGACCAAUGGGACUUAGAUUCAAAAAAGCCCACGUCACCCACCCAGAGCUGAAAGCGACCUUUUGCCUGCCAAUAAUUGGUGUUAAAAAAAAUCCUAGCUCAGCCAUGUAUACGACACUUGGAGUUAUUACUAAGGGAACAAUUAUCGAAAUAAAUAUAUCAGAACUUGGACUUGUCACACAGUCUGGUAAAGUCGUAUGGGGUAAAUAUGCUCAGGUUACGAAUAACCCAGAAAAUGACGGUUGCAUCAAUGCAGUUUUAUUGGUUUAAUUUUAACAAUCUUGUUCUCUAUGCAAAUAUUGCUUAUAUUUGCAGCUGAAUAUGUUUAUAUGUAUAAUCCUAAUUUAAGUUAUGUACCCAAGACGACUGAAUACCGAACGUGAAUAAAACCAUUUCUCAAACAUCA
This is a messenger RNA of Athalia rosae (coleseed sawfly), 1546 nucleotides long. It is a transcript of the gene Ip259, whose product is annotated as ribosome biogenesis protein NSA2 homolog. The record is from RefSeq and is a predicted model, not a curated record. Bases 631 to 1410 code for a protein of 259 amino acids. The transcript has 2 exons. Gene Ontology annotation, cellular component: preribosome, large subunit precursor; nucleolus. Lineage: Eukaryota; Metazoa; Arthropoda; Insecta; Hymenoptera; Athaliidae. Gene Ontology annotation, biological process: maturation of 5.8S rRNA; maturation of LSU-rRNA.